ACCCUCGAUCGAUGGCUACGCCAUCGCCGCACACGCGUCUAAUAAAAAGCAAGGGACAAGUCCUUCCUUGCUAACAACUCCUAUCAUUUUUCAUUGCUGGAGGGGUUGCCCCCCUACCUAAAAAUCCCGGCUCUGCCAUCGAGUACACUUAAUGACAUGAAUAACUUUGCAUGUCACUGUGAAAGAUCCCACCAAGAGACACUGGCAGAGCACCCCACUCGUAAGUGGAAGGUCGUGGUUUCAAAUCCUCAUCGGGCAUCGACUCACCCUAUCAUCUCUCGAACCGACUAAAUGAGUAACCCCCUUUGUAGGAAAGCGGCAGUGGAUAUCAUGUGACACGACAGCUUGUCGCCGUAGGAAUUGCCAUAGAUUAGCACUGCCAAGUGCUUGUUCAAGUACGUGGACACACACACUGGUAACCAGGAGCUGGCUUCACCCGCUAUAUCUAUUGACAUUAGCAUUGCACUGCAGGGGAGAAAUAUUACUUUGUUCACUGAUGAUGGGGAUCCCUCACCUCCGAUUAGCACGGUUGGCUACGUACGGUGCGAAAGAAGUUCAACAUGCAUACAUACACAUGAUGUUGUAUGUGUUUAUCACAAGACUUCAAGCAAAGAAAAACUUUAGGCUGACCCUGCCUUAUGAGUAAAACCAAUCAGUCCUACUUUGUGGAUCCCAAAUUAGACAUUUUAGAUUUUUGGAUAUUUCUAGUUCAAAAAGUAGUCGACUCGACUGCACUUAUGCCGAAUUUUAGCUUUCUGUCGCCUACAGCCCUUCUAGAAAAUCGUUACAAUUUAAAUCCCUCGAUCAGGAUCGUGCCUAUGUAGUUCUAUACAGAAACUUAAGAAUACUUGUAGUUAAAUUUCGAUUUAAAGCUUUCGUGACUGCCAGGGAUUCAUCUUCUCGGUUCUUUCCCUUCUACGUGACUUUACCAAAAGAACCAAGAAGAUGAAUGCUUGUAGUGUUUGAAUGGCAUGUCAGCCAUGCAUGCUUAAGCUCAGCAAGUGACACCAAAGAACAGACGUGGGCCCCCCCCCCCCCCCCCCGGUGCUGCGGGGCUGGUGAAGGCAGUGAUUGGGUUUCAGGGGAAGAGGGAGGCAGGGAAUGGAUCGUUCGUGCAGCUAAGGGCAACUUGUGGGGGCGGUGGGAGUGAGAGCGGGGGUCUGAACGCUGCACAAAAGCGCCGGUUCUAAUCGAGGCGGGAGCACAUGACUUGCCGUGUUCGCUUUGGUGGGCGAGAGCUUUUCUGCCAUCACUCCGCGCUCAAAAAAAAAACCCCCACACCAUCACCAGCAGCACAGCCCCGUUCGGCUGGAGGCCAGGUCCGGCAAAAGCUUCACUGCAGUGGACACCCACUCACCGGCGUUCACGAGAGAGUACAGCACCCUUGCAAAAAUCUCGCAGUUGUCCCCCAGACUUAGUUCUGACCAGACAAUCGAUGACAGUCUUGAGACCAUCACCCCUGGAGACAUGCGGCUUAGCUCCGAGGCCCCUCUCAUGCGCAAAGGACCAACGUCGUCUGCUCGCCCGCUCAGGUCCAGCUAUGCCACGACCGCUCCGUCAGCUACUGCCAGUGACACCUCCACGUGGAAGCAUCCCGACGACAGGACAGCUCACACGGGGCGUGACUUCGUGACGGUAGGAGGUGCCGCUCCGGUGGGCAGUCGCGGUUUAAACGGCUAUGGAGCACUGCCGGGACGAGGAUCGAGUGUGAACACAUCGGCUGUGACUAAGAGCCACAGGGAAAGUUUGGCCACGAGCGCCAUGGACAAGGGACACAAAUGUAAUCGACAAACUUUUUCGCCGAGAUUGGAAUCCCCAAUGGCCGGUGUCACGGCACUUACUGGGCAAAGAAAAUCCAACGGCGCUAUCCCAAACAGUGCCGGACCACAGCAAACACAACCGAGGUCUGGGAAAUUGAAAUAUGCCGACGACAAGCACGUGGAUAUGCUUCAUGCAGAGCCUCCGAGCUUGGUUAACUGCAACUCUGGCCUGAAGUCCGACAAACGCUUAGUGAUAUCGAAAAGCUUGGAUGACCGCAGUGGCAGCACAGCAGGUUUAGCUCGAAGUCUCAACAAAAUGAGCAGCGCCAAUGCUGGUGAUGCUGGCACAGUGGACAGCAUUCAUAGGCUAGCUCCUGAGGGCCCUAAAGGAUUAAGGAGUAAACCACCAGCUGCAUUUGGAUCAUCAUCCUCAUCGGCGUCAGCAGAAGCGGCAACAGCAGCUUCAAUAGGGCCGGAGAGCACAACAGUGGUGAAGGGACGUGGGUCGGUGAUUUAUGCAGGGCGCCUAUCGCAGCAAAGCCUCACGAAGAGGGUCAAUGUGAGGGCACUCGUGGGCAAGAUCGAAGAGGAUCUCAAGCGCCACUCUACUUCUGAGGUCGUUGAAAUUCACUCUCUCGACCAGCGCAAGGAUCAGCGUAGGCUCCUAGGCCAAGAAAGCACGCACGUGGCAGGAUGCGGCACCUCAGUGCCGCACAAAGACAAUAGGCCCUGCUUACCGGCAUCAGGUUCCAGAGGCUUGGAAAACAAACGGCAAGCCAAGGGCUUUGCGAAGACUUUGCCCGACUUUGAGCCAGCAGCACAGCACGGGGAACCUCCUGUGGAGGAGUCUGCGGCAGUUGUCCAGAACUCUCAAGAGCUGAACAGCGAGUCAUUGGACUGGCCUAUCUCACCUAUGAGUUCAGGUGAGGACCUGGUGGACAGUCCUCUUCUAAGGCCUGUGUAUCCAGAGGAAAUUGUGGUGGUCAACGAUGCACCCGCAGUUGGCAACGUGAGGAGCUUCCAGCUGAUGUCACCCUCGGAUCAGGAAGAGAGGGAGGAUGGAGAGGACUGCUUGGGGUCAGACGAAGAGAGAAACAGUGCCACUGCACAUGACCACGAAUCCAAAGAUACAGAAAAGACGAGCACGGAGCAGAAGCUUUUCUUCAUCGCCACAGAGCUCCUGACCACCGAGCGCAACUACGUGCAACGCCUGCAGCUUCUAGACAAGGCGUUCUACGCUCGCCUGUUGGAGGAGGCCAACCGAGGCUCGUUUCCGGUCGAGACCAUCAACCACAUCUUCUCAAACAUCUCCUCCAUCCACCUGUUUCAUAAGGAGUUCUUGCUGCCGCAGCUUGAAGGCCGCAUGGAGGCAUGGGAAGAGACGCCCAGGAUAGGAGACAUCCUGCAGAAGUUGGCGCCUUUCCUCAUGAUGUACGGCGAGUACGUCAGGUGCUUCGACCGCGCCAUGGAGCUCGUAGACACCUGGUCGCAGCGCUCGCCGCAAUUCAAGAAAAUCAUCACCGAAGUGCAGAUGCAGAAAGAGAGCGGCUGCCUGAGUCUGCAGCACCACAUGCUGGAGCCCGUGCAGAGGAUCCCACGAUACGAGCUGCUGCUCAAGGACUACCUGCGCAGGCUGCCACUCGACUCGCCCGACCGCGGGGAUGCCCAGAAGUCCCUCGACAUCAUCUCCACUGCAGCCAAUCACUCAAACGCUGCCAUCCGCAAGAUGGAAAAAGUGAAGAUACUGCUGGACAUAUACGAGAAGCUGGAUGGAGAGGUGGACAUCGUUAACCCCAGCAAUGAACUGCUUAAAGAGGGCCCCAUUCUAAAGCUGUCUGCCCGCAACGGAGCCCAGCAAGAGAGAUACCUGUUCUUGUUCAAUAGCAUGCUGCUGUACUGCGCGCCCAAGAUCAGGCUGAUGGGACAGAAAUUCAGCGUCCGCUCCAGAAUUGAUGUCAUGGGCAUGAAGGUUACCGACAUAAAACGGCAUGAGGCGGUCCCCGUAUUCCAAGUGUGCGGCACACAGAGGGCCCUGGAGCUGCGGGCGAGGAGCGAGAAAGAAAAACAGGAAUGGAUUGAGGCCAUCGAGAAAGCCAUUGUGACUUACAAUGAAAAGCUGGAAACAUUCAAUUGCUUCAGGAAGGACAGCACACAGGAGGAUGACCUACCGGUCGGCCAACUGGGUAAGCGGGCACCCGUGUGGAUUCGCGACGCCAACGUGACCAUGUGCAUGCGCUGUGGGGAACUCUUCCACCCCAUCACGCGCCGCCGUCACCACUGCCGCGCCUGUGGCUACGUGGUGUGUUGGAAAUGCUCCGACUUCAAGAUUGAGCUGGAGUACGAGCCUGGGAAAUUCAACCGCGUGUGCGUCGAGUGUAACCACAUCCUGUCCGCACGGGGGAACCGGUGCGAGGUGGACACCCCCAAGGAGAAGAGCAAGAAUGUCCUGGAGCGCCAAGGAGCCGAGAUGUCAGACAACAGCAUCAUGCGCAGCUUCCUGAACUACACGGAGAGCAGCGGACGUGGAUGGAAGAGAGCCUGGUUUGUCAUCCCCACGAGCGAACCCCUCGUCCUCUACCUGUACAAAGCCCCGCAGGAUGUGAAGGCGCAAGCCACAUUCCCGCUGCCGGGGUACGAGGUGCGCCCCGUGGAUCCGGCGGACAACAUCGAGGCGCAGCACGCGUUUAAGAUGGUGCAGUCGCGCCGCACCCUCUACUUUGCCGCCGAGAGCCAGAAGUUGAUGCGGCAUUGGUUGCAGGUUCUCAUCCCGGCUGUACUCGGCAAGGAAACGCUGCUGAGCCCCACAUCCUGCCUGUCCCCGAUCGGUGACGGCAACUUGCAAGCGCUGGACACCGUAGACGCCACCGACUGCCUCUCGCCGGGGCCUCUUUCCCCAGAGCCCCUUUCUCCGUGGCCCCUUUCUGCGGGGCCUCUUUCGCCUUCCUGGGACUCUCCUGGCCUGCAGCACCCUCCUCCCUUCGUUUCUGGGGACUCUGUCGACUCGGUGGACUCCAGCUUGCCCGAUGACGCACUUUUGGCCGAUGCACAGGACGAUUACGACUCGCCCGCUACCGUCUUGUGCGUGUAGAUUUUGGCGGAAAUGUUUCACACACCGCAUUUAUGGCGUGGGAUAGUCGCCUCCACUGCAAACACGUGCGAUUACUACUGCCGCAAUGGAUUUUCUGUCUGUGCUGUACGGCUAUCGAACGUGCUUUCGAGUUGUGCCGUGUGUUGUUCGGCACGAUGUCUGACAUUUCGCUGCAUGUGCUGGGAGCUUCAAUUAAUUUCCCGAGGAAGCUACCAGCACAGGGAAGCAACAUGGCAGACAUCUCUUCGAACAACACACGGCACACCCAGAAAACAUGUCCGAGAGUUGCAUGCUUUGUUUUCAUUUUACUCCGAGAAUGUUUUUUUUUUUGCUUCGGGGUUCGCUGGUGGAGAGGAAGGUGGCGUCACAGAUUGUGGUGCCAGAAGUGAAUGGUGAUAGAUUGUUGUUGUGCGUCAAUGCCUACGUAUGUAUGCAACUGAGGGUCAAUGUAUAUAUGUUGAACUUUUUUCGCACCGUACGUAUCCAACCGUGCUAAUCGGAGGUGCGACCGGCUUAUAAUUGUACUGUACAUUGGGUGCAAGUGCUGUUAGCAAGCACCUAGUAAGGCCGGCACAGUAGAGAGCCUUGCUGUGUGCAUGCAGGUAUAUGCACAUGUACACACAUUCGGAACACACCAAAAAAUAUUGUUAUAGUAACGAGGCUUGGCACUUUGCAUUGACAGCAUCAUAAUUGUGCUUAAUUAUCAGUAUGAGCUUAAGUGAUCUAUAAUUCCUUUCCUCAUUAGUGAAAUGCAAUGGUCAUGAUCGACAGCCAAAUGGCUUCUGCUUUAUGUAACCCACAGCACAUUCAGCAGUCAAUGAUCCAUGUAAAUACGAUUAUGUUAACAUAUACACGUGGCUUAACAGGUAACGCAGCUGGUUCUAAGGAUCCUCAUUUUCUUUCAGUCUUUGAAUACUGAUACUGUUAAUGCUGUAAAGCACAAUUAUUUAAACGUUUUACUGAGAGUAGUAAUGAGUAUUUUUUUGGUUGUAAAAGCCUUAUUUUAAAUAUUGUAAACCAUUUUAUAUUGCUGUAUUGUUCUAUCGGUAGCUGGAGUGCAGCUUGGGUAAGGGUGUCAAGUAUUGGGCAUGGGUGCCUUGUAAUCUUAGCAGCAAAGGUAAUGUACAUAUAGCAUCUCCAAACAACGUUGCUUAAUGCCUCCUGUAAUUAGCUGUGGACGCAAAUCUGCACUUCGUGUAAUUUAUGUGCUUUGAGGGCAACAAUAAAAUCUUAUUCUCAAUUGCGCACA
This is a messenger RNA of Petromyzon marinus (sea lamprey), 6097 nucleotides long. RefSeq names its product FYVE, RhoGEF and PH domain-containing protein 4-like. Gene Ontology annotation, cellular component: cytoplasm. The record is from RefSeq and is a predicted model, not a curated record. Lineage: Eukaryota; Metazoa; Chordata; Hyperoartia; Petromyzontiformes; Petromyzontidae. Gene Ontology annotation, molecular function: metal ion binding; guanyl-nucleotide exchange factor activity. Gene Ontology annotation, biological process: cytoskeleton organization; filopodium assembly.